Molecule: messenger RNA, 1226 nt
Organism: Paramecium primaurelia
Lineage: Eukaryota; Ciliophora; Oligohymenophorea; Peniculida; Parameciidae
Source: the annotation of a GenBank genome assembly
AUGGCAGAUGUGAGAGAAUAGAGAAUAUAUUGUGCUGAAUAAAUUGUAGUACCUCCUGAAUUACCAGUGAUAUUGAAACAUUAUGCAAAGGAAGUUAUUAGAAAUAAGCCAGGAGAUGUUGUAGACUUCUCUGCAAAAUAUUUUAGAUCAUUAUUAGAAAAAAGAGGUAACUGUUUUGUUUAAUUUGAAUUUUCUUAGCCAAAGAACAUGAAUUUUCUGAGAUAGUAAAACAAUGAAACCAAUAUUAAUUAUAAUUAGAAUAUAAAUUAUCUCAUUUUUUAGUUUUCAUAUCACUAGCUUAUUAUGAAUCAUGUUAAGCUUUAAGUUUUUUAAUUUUAUCUUCCAAAUGUCUUUUAUCUUAUUCUCUUCUUUUUUAUAAUCUUUAUUAACUNGGACAUUAAGGUAAAAUCGUAUGCUUAUCUAUUUUGCAUGAUAAUUAAAUGAUUGUAUCAGGUUCAUAAGAUAAAACUAUUAGAUUUUGGAGCAUCAAAUAAUUAGCCACUGUUUAUAUCCUUAGAGACUUUAUAGAAAUUAUUUCAAAGAUAACACUAUCUCCUAAUUGUAAAGAUAUGGCUGUGGCUAUGGAAGAUGGAUCUAUCAGACUCUUUGUUCUUCAGUUUCCUGAAGAUAUUCAUGAUUUAAAAUUAGAUGAAAUUAAUAAUUAAAGUGAUUAUGUCCAUUGUUAUAAAGUCUUUGGAAGAUAAUGUUUGAUAUCUGCAAAAAAUUGUAAUUUAUAAGGUGCAGUAAUAGAACAGGAUGGUAAGUCAUUAGAAGCAUUAUUCCUUUAGAAAGCGGCCAUUAAAGCAGACAAGAAAAAAGACAAGUAAGCAUUUAUUAUUAAUAAUAAAUGAAUAUUUUUCAUAUAAGGAAUUAAAUAAGAAUUAUAUAUAUUAAUUAUUAUAUAAAUAUUUAAUUCUAUAAUUAUUUAUGUAUUUUAAAUAUUUAUUUUUUUCAUUACUUAUAUGGAUUAACUUUGGAAUUAAUACAGAUUAUGACUGUAUUUCAAAUAGACAUUGUUCAAACGAGAUGUAGCAUAUACUGUCACAAGUAUUUAGUGAAAUAUUACAUAGGAAGGAGAAAGUUAAGUAGUUUUGUUCUAUUGUAUGAGGAAUACAAGGAUAUCAUCUUAAUUAUUGAAUGUUAGAUAAUUUAUUGAGUGUCUUAGAGGGAAAUAAACAGAAUAAAUAUAACCUUUGAUAAGAUGUGCAGAUGAGAAUUGUUUGUGA